CCUUCACAAGCAGCGCGCAACACUCUACUGAAAAUAAGCACGUCAAGAAUCUUCUGGCACAGCUUCGCGACUUGCUUCAUCUGUACGUAAGUGGUUUUGCUUCAAAAUACUUAAUCAGAGCACGUGGCCCGUCAAGUUGUGGAUAAACCAAUAUGAAGAUGGAGGUCGCCACAACUUCUCAGAAGACGUCGAGCACCUUUGGGCGGGGCAAAAAAAAGUCCUCCUCCACCGCGUUGGCGGUGGUCACGGCGACGGGUUGUUCUUAUUUUUCGGUGCAGCUUCUCAACUACAUGCCGCACGUUGUGGAGGGUGCGCAGUUAGGGAAGACUAAGAAGAAGAGCCUGCUGGCGAUGAACAAGCAAGGCGUCGCGCAAAAAUCGCGGGAGGCGAAGAAGAACCAGAAGACUAAAAAGAAUCUCCGCGCGCAGACGAGCAAGGAAACGCUGCGUCCGAUCUCGAGCGGGAGCGUGCCCGCCGCGGCCCCCUGGACGAAUCUAAUCACGACCGCGACCGCGGCCCCCUUGACGAAUAUAUGCAUGAAUGCGAACUAUAUGUCCUCUGGGUCUAUUGAUGAAAUAGAAAUUCAAAUACAAAUAAUCCUGCUGUGCAUUAGCAUUUUAUUCCCAGGAAGAUUAUGGAGCUCCGACUGGACUAUUGCCAGGAUAACGACGGUAUCACGUGCAAAUUUGUCUGGGUCUGGAAAGGUUGCGCUUGUAUUGCGUGUCUCGCAUUCCUGAAAAAUCUGUAUUGCAUAUAGCAGCAAAAGCGCCGCACUUUCGUCAUGCAAAGGCGCAGUGUGUAAUGCGUGCUGAGCAUGCGAAGGCGUUUGAAAAAUGUGUGAUGCUUCACUGAAUCUGAUCACGACCGCGACCGCGGCCCCCUUGACGAAUAUAUGCAUGAAUGCGAACUAUGUAUAUGUCCUCUGGGUCUAUUGAUGAAAUAGAAAUUCAAAAAAUACAAAUAAUCCUGCUGUGCAUUAGCAUUUUAUUCCAUUUCCUGCUUCACGAAGUAAAUGCAAAAUAUAAAUCCGGCUAUGGUGUGGCUGUGGGACGAGAUUCAUGUAAGCGCAUAAUAGCCAAAUAAAAUGAGUUAUUAAAGCUCUGUUGCAACUUGGGCUUUGAUAACUCACGGGUAGACUGCAACGUAGGGGUUGUAACAGUGCAGGGUUUAAUAACUCACAGUAGACUGCAAGAACUUACGGGUAGGUUGUUAUGUAGAGCCUAGACUUUUCCGUGGCCGGCACGACGCAGCUGCAGCGCAAUGCGUUCGAACAACUAUUGCGAGCCCAGGGGAACAAAUUUUUGCAAUGCAUAGGACUCACUUCCGGGGGGCUCCGUUUGUACGCACGAACACAAGCCCGUCAAAUG
This is a messenger RNA of Amoebophrya sp. A120, 1367 nucleotides long. Lineage: Eukaryota; Dinophyceae; Syndiniales; Amoebophryaceae. The record is from the annotation of a GenBank genome assembly.